Messenger RNA from Dreissena polymorpha, 14503 nucleotides. RefSeq lists its product as uncharacterized. Lineage: Eukaryota; Metazoa; Mollusca; Bivalvia; Myida; Dreissenidae. The coding region runs from base 1 to 13032 and encodes 4343 amino acids. The transcript is spliced from 96 exons. Gene Ontology annotation, biological process: Notch signaling pathway. Gene Ontology annotation, molecular function: Notch binding; calcium ion binding. The record is from RefSeq and is a predicted model, not a curated record.
AUGUGUCUCGAGUUGCUCUUUGCAAUGAUCAGUGAUGUGAACUACGGGACUGCCUGCACGAAUAUUACAGGAUGUUCUACACUACCAAACUCUGUCUGUGACGAGUUCAACACACAGAAAUGUGUGUGCUCUUCUGUCCAAAAGUACCAGGCAAAAACCGAUAACAGCGGAUGUGAUUACAAUUGUGGUGCUCUCACAAGCCCCACAAAUGGAGCGGUUUCUACUACUGGUACCCUGCAGACCUCAGUUGCUACCUACACAUGCAGUGCAGGGUUCAUGUUGACUGGAGUGAGCAACAGAACGUGUGUCCUUGGAUCAGGAUGGUCAGGCGUAGCACCGACAUGUGUUGCAGGCAAAGUAGGAGAUUCCUGUGCAACAGUUACCAACCUAUGUCAGAACCUGAUCAACGCACCAUGUACAGGAGGCACCUGCACCUGUCUCCUUGGAUACACACAGAACUCUGAAACUGAAUGCGUGGAAAUAAACGAAUGUGGUUCUUCUCCUUGCAAGUUCGGAGCGACAUGCAUCAACGAGAUAGCAAAAUAUACGUGCACGUGUGCUACUGGAUAUAAUGGAACUCAAUGUGAAAUAAAUCCAAACGACUGUGCGUCAGACCCCUGUCGGAAUGGAGGCUCGUGCACUGACGGACUUGCCACCUUCACGUGCAGCUGUGCGGCAGGUUUCACGGGAGCUACAUGCGCUACAAACAUCAACGAGUGUGCAUCCACUCCCUGUCAAAACGGGGGUACAUGUAACGAUGCUGUCAAUGGAUACACAUGUUCGUGUGUUGCUGGGUUUACCGGUAUCCACUGCGAGACAAACAUAAACGAGUGUAUAUCAGCCCCAUGUAAGAACGGUGCCUCCUGCUUCGACGCCGUAAACAAGUACACGUGCACAUGUGCAACUGGCUUCACAGGGACACAUUGUGACACAAACAUUGACGACUGCGCAUCUAACCCAUGUCGAAACGGAGGAAACUGUGCGGACGGAAUUGCCAGAUAUACUUGCACGUGCGCUGCUGGUUACACAGGAACUAACUGUGACACGAAUAUCGACGAAUGUGCCUCCACUCCGUGUAAAAAUGGCGCAGCUUGCACAGACAAAGUGAACGGUUACACGUGUACUUGUGUGGCAGGGUAUACAAGCACCUUGUGUGAGACAGAAAUAAAUGAAUGUUCCUCGAGUCCAUGUAAAAAUGGCGCCACGUGCAACGACCUGGUGAACCUAUAUACAUGCGGUUGUGCACCGGGCUACACGGGACCUACUUGUGCUUCAGACAUAAAUGAAUGUGCGUCCACUCCCUGUCAGCAUUUUGGAACUUGCCAUGAUCGUGUUAACGGCUUCAACUGUACGUGCGUCAGUGGAUAUAACGGGCACGUCUGUCAGAACAAUAUCGAUGAGUGUGCAGCGGCCACAUGCUUAAACGGUGGAUCAUGCAACGACGGCAUCAACAAAUUCACGUGCAGUUGCAAACCUGGGUAUACUGGAACGACAUGCGAAACAAAUAUCAACGAGUGUGCCACCGCUAUCUGUCAGAACGGAGGUUCAUGUGUGGACCAGGUGAAUUCGUAUAUAUGCAAUUGUGUGUCAGGGUACACUGGAACCCACUGCGAAACGAAUAUCAAUGAAUGCACCGGUCAUAAGUGCGAGAAUGGAGCUACUUGCUUAGACGGUAUUGCUAAAUACACUUGCGAAUGUGCACCUGGAUACAACGGAACCUUGUGUCAAAAUAACAUCAAUGAGUGCGCGGGCCACACCUGUCAGAAUGGAGCCACUUGCGUGGAUAUCGUCAACGGGUUUACCUGCACUUGCGUUAACGGUUUCACUGGGGUAUUCUGCCAAUCAAACAUCAACGACUGUUCUCCGAAUCCAUGUCAGAACGGUGGCGCAUGCGCAGACCUUGUAUACGCAUACAAGUGUACUUGCCUUAAUGGCUACACUGGUAGCACAUGUGCGACAGAUAUCAAUGACUGCAGUCCGGAUCCAUGUGUAAAUGGCAUCUGCACAGACAAAGUUUUCGAUUACACGUGCGCAUGUUCUUCGGGAUACUCGGGCAAAAAUUGCAGCACAGAUGUCAACGAGUGUCUGUCCAGUCCAUGUAGAAAUGGGGGCACGUGUACAGAUAUCGUCAAUGGAUAUUUUUGUAGAUGCGCAGCUGGAUACGAGGGUGUCACGUGUCAAACGGAUGCAAACGAAUGCCUGUCGUCGCUAUGCAGGACGGGGUCGACUUGUGUUGAUCGUGUCAAUGGCUACAUUUGUCAGUGCGCCCCUGGAUACACUGGGCAGUACUGCGACCAGGAUAUAAAUGAGUGUCUGAGUCAUCAGUGCCAGAACUCCGCCACGUGCGUUGAUAAAGUGAAUACGUACACAUGCACGUGCAAAGCAGGCUACACCGGAACGCUUUGUGAAAUAGAUAUCAAUGAUUGCUCCCCAAAUCCGUGUCAGAACGGUGGGACGUGCACAGAUAAAGUCAAUGGAUAUACCUGCGCAUGUGCAGACGGAUAUACAGGAACAACGUGUAGUCCUGCUACUCUGAACAACGACUGCUCCGGGCGUCCUGGUGUUUGUUCCAACAUCCUGAAAGCAGAAUGUGACGGCUUGAAAUGUGUGUGUACUUCUGGAUAUUAUCAGAUGGGAUCCGUCACAUGUAGCAAGAAAGACUGUGGCACUUUGUCUAAGCCACUGAAUGGUUCGGUAAGCUUUGUACCUAACACUGAGUAUCUAAGCCAGGCAGAGUUCGAAUGCGAUAUUGGGUAUUCCCUAAGCGGUAACAAAACUAGGACGUGCACAGACACUGGCAGGGCCACUGGCGUAUGGGCUGGCACCAGUCCUACCUGCGUGAUUAAAGGUUGUCCAACGCUGACAGCGCCUUCUAAUGGUGCAGUUGACCUCUCUGAUGGACUGCUGUAUGAAGACAUUGCAACGUUCAGUUGCAAUACUGGAUACGCUAUGGUUGGAACCUCCACACGGCAAUACUGCGGACCGGUGGCCAACAUUACACAAGGAACGUUGACCUAUUCGCCUGCGAACAGUAAGCAAUACGGAUCAACGGUGUUCUACGAUUGUAACGACGGGUACGAAAUAAAGGAGGUGUCCUCCAGAGUUUGUGAGGCGAAUGGACUGUGGAGUGGUUGCGAUGAGCCUUCAGACAUCCCCAAUGGCUACUCGUGGCUUCCCUCUGGUAACCAAGUGGGCGACUAUGCCAUGUACGCGUGCAACAGUGGCUACGGGCUUGUUGGCGACCCGUCGGUCAUCUAUUGCGGAAAUCCACCGAGUGUUGCCAACGGUUUAGUGACCGUCCCGGACGGAACGCUGGUUGGGAAAAAUGCAACGUACUCGUGCUACAACGGUUAUGAAGUAGCGGCACCAUCUCACGGGUAUGUGAAUGCAAGCGACGGUCUGGCCGCAGGGGACAUCAUUCGGUAUUCGUGUGACGAAGGAUACGCCUUAUUGGGUGUACAAGAACGCAUUUGUGGCUGGGAUUCGAAGUGGAGUGGAAGCGUGCCGUCUUGCGUUAUAGAAUGCCCACUUCUUGACAGCAUUCCCAAUGGGUACGUGGAUAUGUCGCUAGGCAACUGGGUGGGCUCCAAGGCGACCUACAUCUGUACGAACAACCAUGCACUUGUCGGAAUAUCAACGAGAACUUGCGAGAGUACAGGCGUGAUCAAAGAGAAAGAUACUCCUUUUCGUACCGCGGUUUCAACCACUAAAAUCCUUCUCCCUGUAACAAACACCUCGAAGGCCAAAGGCAGCGACAAUGUAGCACAUGAAAGGAAUAGCGUUAUCAAGGGACGAAAGAGCAAUGAUCUAAAUCCAAACGAUUUAUCCAACCGAGUAGUUGCACCAAUGCCUUCCAAAGUCACCGAAGGAAGAGACGGUGGGUACCACACAGCAAACAGCGAUGAUAAUCACACCCACUCUUUCGAAUCAUCUGAAGACGAGUUCGGUGAUCCAAAUGGUAUCAGCCCGUCAAUCUCUGGAGAUGUAAAUCCCUCCCCCAUCGAGAAGCGCAGGAAUGUGCUUGAAGCUGCAGCGGAUACGUUCCGAGGACGAGCUGUAAUCCCACCCGUAAUGGACUCGCCGCAUACCGAGAAAGAAAGGGCGGCUUUCAAGCCUGAGACGAGGAGGCAACUUAGAGGCACCGUGGAGACUUACAACCCUCCCAAUAUGUUCCAUUACACGGUUGAUUCGAAAAAUCCCACAAAUCCCACAAACGGAGCAGUUUCGAUUGAUGGUACCCUACAAGGCUCUGUUGCUACCUACACAUGUAGUGCGGGGUUCAAACUGACUGGAGUGAGCACCCGAACGUGUAUCCUUGGAUCGGGAUGGUCAGACUUAAACCCGACUUGUGUGGCAGGCAAGGUAGGAGAUUCAUGUGCAACAGUUGCAAACCUCUGCGUGAACCUGAUUAACGCAUCAUGUACAGGAGGCACCUGCACCUGUCACCUUGGAUACACGCAGAGCAAUGACUAUGAAUGCACGGAAAUAAACGAAUGUGGUUCUGCCCCCUGCAUGAACGGAGGCUCGUGCACCAACGAGAUAGCAAAGUUUACAUGCACCUGUGCUACUGGGUACACUGGCGCAAGAUGUGAAACAAAUCCAAACAACUGCGAUCCUCAGCCAUGUCAGAACGGAGGGGCAUGCGUGGACGGACUGGCAACGUACACGUGCAACUGUGCGCCUGGUUAUACGGGAGCCACAUGCGCUUCAAACAUCAACGAGUGUACUUCCACUCCGUGUUUGAAUGGGGGUACUUGUAACGAUGCUGUCAACGGAUACACGUGUUCGUGUGCUGCUGGGUUUACCGGUAUCCUGUGUGAGACAAACAUAAAUGAAUGCAUAUCAGGCCCAUGUAAGAACGGCGCUGCAUGUAACGACGCCGUUAACAAGUACACAUGCACCUGUGCAAUCGGCUUCACUGGAACACUAUGUGACACAAACAUUGACGACUGUGCAUCUGGUCCGUGCCAAAAUGGAGGAGCCUGUGCAGACGGCAUUGCCAAAUAUUCGUGCACGUGUGCUACUGGAUAUACCGGAACACAUUGUGAAACGAAUAUCAACGAAUGUGUAUCCAGUCCGUGCAAAAAUGGCGCCACGUGCGAGGACAAAGUGGCCGGGUACACCUGUGCUUGUCCUGCGGGCUAUACAGGAACUGUGUGCGAGACAGAAAUAAAUGAAUGUUCAUCGAACCCGUGUAAAAAUGGCGCCACAUGUAACGACCUGGUGAACCUGUAUACCUGCGGUUGUGCACCAGGCUACUCGGGACCUACUUGUGCUUCAGACAUAAAUGAAUGUGCGUCCACUCCCUGUCAGAAUUUCGGCACUUGCCAUGAUCGUGUUAACGGCUUCAACUGUACAUGCGUCAGUGGAUACAACGGGCAUAUCUGUCAGAACAAUAUCGAUGAGUGUGCAGCAGCUACAUGCUUAAACGGUGGAACAUGCAACGAUGGCAUCAACAAAUUCACAUGCAGUUGCAAACCUGGAUAUACUGGAACAAUUUGUGAAACAAAUAUCAACGAGUGUGUCACCGCCAUCUGUCAGAACGGAGGAUCAUGUGUGGACCAGGUGAAUGCGUAUACAUGCAGUUGUGUGUCGGGGUACACUGGAACCCACUGCGAAACGAAUAUCAACGAAUGUGAAUCUAAUACGUGCAAACAUGGCGCAACGUGUCAGGACAAAGUGGCCGGCUACACGUGUUCUUGUGUGGCGGGCUAUACGGGCACCUUCUGUGAUACAGAUAUCAACGAAUGUACAUCGAGCCCAUGUGGAAAUGGCGCCUCGUGCAACGACCUGGUGAACCAAUAUACAUGCACCUGUGCGCCAGGCUAUUCGGGCCCUACGUGUGCUGCAGACAUUAAUGAAUGUUCGUCCAAUCCCUGCCAGAAUUUCGGCACGUGUCAAGAUCGUGUUAACGGCUUUAAUUGUACGUGCGUCAGUGGAUACAACGGGCAUAUCUGUCAGAACAAUAUAGAUGAGUGUGCAGCGGCCACUUGCUUAAACGGUGGAUCAUGCAACGACGGCAUCAACAAAUUCACGUGCAGUUGCAAGCCCGGAUAUACUGGAACGACAUGUGAAACAAAUGUCAACGAGUGUGUUGGUGCAAUCUGCCAGAACGGAGGUUCAUGUGUUGACCAGGUGAAUGCGUAUACAUGCAGUUGUGUGUCGGGGUACACUGGAACCAAUUGCGAAACGAAUAUCAAUGAUUGCAUCGGUCAGAAGUGCGAGAAUGGAGCCACGUGCUUGGACGGUAUCGCUAAAUACACGUGCGAAUGUGUACCCGGCUACAAUGGAACGUUGUGUCAAAAUAACAUUAACGAGUGUGCGAUCCACGUCUGUCAGAAUGGAGCCACGUGCGUGGAUGUCGUAAACGGGUACACGUGCACAUGCGUUAACGGUUUCACUGGAAUAUUCUGCCAAUCAAACAUCAACGAAUGCUCUCCAAAUCCAUGUCAAAACGGUGGGGCAUGCGCAGACCUUGUAUACGGGUACAAGUGUACUUGCCUUAAUGGCUACACCGGAAGCACGUGUGCAACAGAUAUCAAUGAUUGCAGCCCGGAUCCAUGCGUACGUGGAACAUGCAUCGACAAAGUGUUCGAUUACACGUGUACAUGCCCUUCAGGAUACUGGGGCAAAAACUGCAGCACUGAUAUCAACGAGUGUCAGUCAAGCCCAUGUAGAAAUGGAGGAACGUGUACAGAUAUCGUCAAUGGAUAUUUUUGCACAUGCGCGGCUGGAUAUGAGGGUGUCACGUGUCAAACAGAUUCAAACGAAUGCCUGUCGUCGUUAUGCAGGACAGGGUCGACCUGUGUUGAUCGUGUUAAUGGCUACAUUUGUCAGUGUGCCCCUGGAUACACUGCCCAGUACUGCGACCAGGAUAUAAAUGAGUGUGUGAGUCAUCAGUGCCAGAACUCUGCAACGUGCAUUGACAAAAUAAAUAGUUACACGUGCACGUGUAAAGCAGGAUACAGUGGAACACUCUGUGAAAUAGAUAUCAAUGAUUGUUCGCCGAAUCCGUGUCAGAACGGUGGAACGUGCACAGAUAAAAUCAACGGCUUUACUUGCGCAUGUGCAGACGGUUACACGGGGACCACGUGCAGUCCAGCUACUCUGAACAACGACUGCUCUACACGUCCCGGUGUUUGUUCCAACAUCCUGAAAGCAGAAUGUGACGGCUUGAAAUGUGUGUGUUCUUCUGGAUAUUAUCAGACAGGAUCCUUCACAUGUAGCAAGAAAGAUUGCGGAACAAUCGUACCGGCUAUUUACGGAACCGUCGAUCACUCCGAGGGAACUCUGUACCUUGCUAAGGCCUAUUUCUCGUGCGAGACAGGCUACACACGCAGUGGUCUGUCCUUUGUGUCCUGUCUUGCAAAUCAGACGUGGAGUGGACCAACACCAGCAUGCGUUAUCAAAGACUGUAACAUUUUGUCGUCUCCUCUGAAUGGCUCGGUCAGCUUUAUACCAAACACUCAGUACCUAGGUCAGGCAGAGUUUGAAUGCAACACUGGGUAUUCCCUCAGCGGCAACAAAACUAGGACGUGCAUGGCCAGUGGCGUGUGGGGAGGCACCAGUCCUACCUGCGUGAUUAAAGACUGUGGCGCGUUGACUGCUCCUGGCAACGGAACAGUUGAUACUCAGACCGGUACCAAAUAUCAAAGUGUCGCUCUGUUCUACUGCAACACUGGCUAUGAUCUCAUUGGAGUUUCCUCAUCCAGAUGCGCCGCGGAUGGAGUCUGGGAUUCUGUGAAACCAAGGUGUCACAUUAAAGAUUGUCUGACACUGCCCGCCCCUACAAACGGCAAUGUUAACCUGCCUCAAGGAACGACAUACGCCGCCGUUGCUACAUAUACUUGCAACACCGGGUACACACUGCAAGGGAUCGCUUUACGGAUAUGUCAGUCUACAGGGCAAUGGAGCAACUCGCCUCCAACUUGCGAAAUCAACACUUGCACAGUUCUUUCGAAUCCACCAAAUGGAAAGGUCGAUCUUUCUGGUGGCACGCAGUACCAAUCAACAGCCGCAUACGCAUGUAACUCUGGUUUCUUAUUAAAUGGAACUCCUAGCCGAACAUGCCAGGCUGAUAAAACAUGGUCAAGCAGCGAACCAGUUUGCAACAGAAUCAGUUGUCCAACGCUGACAGCGCCUACAAAUGGUGCCGCAGACCUCUCUGAUGGACUAUUGUACGAAGAUAUUGCAAUGUUCAGCUGCAAUACUGGAUACGCUAUGGUUGGAACCCCUACAAGGCAAUGUCUCGCAACUAAAUCUUGGAGCGGAGAAUCGCCCACCUGUCAAAUACGAAAUUGCGGCCCACUGAUCAAUCCCAUAAAUGGAACUGUUCUAACAGUCGACGGAACAGAAUACCAGAAAUCAGCACAGUACUCCUGUAAUCUGGGUUACAAGAUAAGUGGUGUUAGCACCAGAACAUGUUUAGCUUCGGGGACAUGGAGUGCGUCCGCGCCUACCUGCGUCAUAUUGGACUGUGGUCCGGUUGCCAAUAUUACAAACGGUGCUGCGACUUAUUCUCCUGCGAACAGCAAACAAUAUGGAUCUACGGUAUUCUACACUUGUCGGGAUGGCUAUGAAAUAAAGGGCACUUCGUCCCGGGUGUGUGACGCUAGUGGAUCAUGGAGUGGUACCCAGCCUUCAUGCGCAAUACUUAGUUGCGACGAGGCUCCAGACAUUCCCAAUGGCUACUCGUGGCUUCCCUCUGGCAGCCAGGUGGGCGACUAUGCUAUGUACGCGUGCAACAGUGGCUACGGACUUGUUGGCGACCCUUCCGUCAUCUGCGAACCAUCGGGGUUUUGGGGAUCGGCACCAGAAUGCAGGCUUGAUUGCGGCAAUCCACCGAUUGUUGAAAACGGUGUAGUGACCGUCCCGGACGGAACGCUGGUUGAGAAGAAUGCAACGUACUCGUGCAACAACGGUUACGAGGUCAUUGGUAAAGCUACAAUCGACUGCACGAACUCUGGAGUAUGGGCAGAGAGUCCGAGAUGCAAUCUCAUUCAAAUUGUCUACAAUACCCUAUGUGCGGUAACUGCGCAGUGCAAAACUAAGGGCGCAACCUGUCGAGACGACACGAAUGGUCAAGAUAGAUGUAUUUGCGCGUUAAUUGGACAAUACUAUGACUCCAGCCUAGAUAAAUGCCUAAGCAUAUGUGGACCACUAUCCAAUCCCACUAACGGAAAUGUCACGAACCCUUCAGUUCUCGCCGAAGGACACAAAGCCACCUACACGUGUGUAAAAGGCUACGCCCUAAAUGGACCUGGAACACGCACCUGCCUAUCGACGGGCCAAUGGGACUCCACAGCACCUUUGUGUAUUACAGGAUGCCCCGCCCCAUCGGUACCAUCCCACGGGUCUGUGAAUGCAAGCGACGGUCUGGCCGCAGGGGACAUCAUUCGGUAUUCGUGUGACGAAGGAUACGCCUUAUUGGGUGUACAAGAACGCAUUUGUGGCUGGGAUUCGAAGUGGAGUGGAAGCGUGCCGUCAUGCGUUAUUGAAUGCCCACUUCUUGACAACAUUCUCAAUGGGUACGUGGACAUGUCGCUAGGCAACUGGGUGGGUUCCAAGGCGACCUACAUCUGUACGAACAACCACGCACUUGUUGGAAUAUCAACGAGAACCUGCGAGAGUACAGGCGUGUGGAGUGGCGUGGUCCCUGAAUGUGUAUUUGCAAUACUUCCUGACGUGAUUUUGGUGUUUGGGACAUUGUUUAUUGUGUUGGUGCUGGUGGACAUAUUCGUCAUAAGCGUAUGUCUGUACUACAGAUACCGCAAUAGCAAGCCAAAGCCAACCCCAGUAAAACCGACGAAAGAACCGAAGAAAAAUAUGCCGCACGUGUUCGAUGAUUAUGAAGACCCGAAACUACUUACACCGGUUCCAUUUAAGAUGGGCCACUCGUUGCAACGCACUAAUGUGUCUGAACCUCCAAAUCCGGUGAACGAAAACAAAGAUACUCCUAUUCGUACCGCAGUUCCAACCAACAGAAUUCUUCUCCCUGUCACAGACGCAAAGCAAACAAAUGGAAACAAGAAUGUCGCAAAUGAAUGGAAUAGAUUGUUCAAGGGACUUAAGAACAAGAAUUUUAAUCCUAGCGAUUUAUCACGCCGUGAAGUUGCGCCAAUGCCUUCCAACGUACGCCUGCCCCCUCUGCACAAAAUGUUGACCAAGGUCGGUACAGAGUCGAAGAAAAUGCUGUUUGACGAUUCUGGACACGAACAAUCGGGCAACGAGGGAAGAGACGGCGGUUAUCAAACAGCAAAUAGCGAUGAAAACCACACACAUUCUUUUGAGUCCUCCGAUGACGAAUUCGGUGACCCUAGCUGCCCAACUCCGUCUAACCAAGGAGAUGAUGAUCCCUCUCCCACCGAGAAGCGCAGGAAUGUGUUUGAUGCUGCCGCGGAUACGUUCCGUGGACGAGCUUCCAUGCCGCACGUAAUGGACUCGCCGCAUGUCGAGAAAGAAAGGGCGGCGUUCAAGCCUGAGACGAGGAGGCAACUGAGAAGCACCGUGGAGACGUACAACCCUCCCAAUAUGUUCCAAUACAAGCGACGGGUACGCUCACGUAGCGGAUUUAUGACAUUGCCGGACUAUGAAAGUGCGUGGACAGAUAUCGCCUCCAGUAAUACCUCUGCCAGCAGCUACAAGGAGUUCGAUCAUAAACUUGGCGAGGUUCCAAUCCUUGUAGACGUACAGGUGAAGGCAAUCGAUGGGCCGAACAAGGGAUAUAUCUUCCAAGCAUCAGGACACCAGCAGCGCGAUGAUGACCAGUCGGAGGAGUAUGGCGGCGUCAUCUACAUUUACUCUGAGACAUCUGUGCGUGUCAGUGCGCCCCUACAGAGAGCGUCUCCAUACUGGGUUGGGCCUAAUACUCAAGACAGUUGGAGUGCCCAGGUACGAGUGCGAUGUUGGCGGCAGUCGUCACUCCCCAAACCAGACUUCUCGAAGACUGGGACUACCAUAAAAUCUACGACUGGAUUGGCGGCUGAUUCGUAUCAGAAGAUAAGCCAUGGUAUUAACGGUACACCUAAUCUCGUGGUCUCACGCAUACAGUUUGAUCUAGCCGGAACCACUGUAUAUGCCGACUCAGGUCAGCUGGUGUCAUACAUUUCCAACGGUUACGUUGUUUUUGGGUACGAUUCCUCAAAUAUCCAGGUUUGGGCGCCGUCAGACAUCCAUGGACAACUUGUUUUUAUGGGGGACGGCUACGGGAUUGUUGGUAAUGCAACAGUGGCUGACUUGCAGCUCUAUGCAUGGAGUAAUCAGACUCUUCCCUACACCACUAGCGGUACUUUGGAACUAAGUUCCACCCAGAACGGAAGUGAAAAAAUACUCGACUUUAAACCGGCCGGGAACGAAAACCAGGUCUUCACUCGCUCUUGGAUUCAAUCAUCGAUUAGCCCCAGCAGCGGCUAUAGGUUCCCCGGUACGGGGGCAUUGUCCUACGAGACAACUGCCUACGACAAGCCGUGCACAUAUGGCGGUAUGGUGUACGCCUACACCACUCAGGCGGCUCGCUUCUGGCAGCCGGGCAACGCUAAUGGCGCCAUGGUCUGCAUUGCCAGCUGUCUGGGAACUGCAAUCAACAAUCAGGCGUUAAACGAGGGCAUCGCAGUACUGCAUUCAUGGGAACUGGAUGUUAACGAUUGCCUAACUAAUCCUUGUAAGAACGGAGCCACGUGCGAGAACUAUUUCCAAAGUUACGCCUGCAGAUGCGCCCCUGGAUACGCUGGCACGCUCUGCGAAAACGACAUAGAUGAAUGCGAAAAUCACGAGUGUCAGAAUGGAGCCACGUGCGUGGAUAUUGUGGACGGUUUCACGUGCACAUGCGCCGGUGGAUAUGCAGGGGAUUUAUGCGAAACAGACAUAGAUGAAUGCGAAAAACACAUGUGCCAGAAUGGAGCCACGUGCGUGGAUAUUGUGGACGGUUUCACGUGCACAUGCGCCGGUGGAUAUGCAGGGGAUUUUUGCGAAACAGACAUAGAUGAAUGCGAAAAUCACGUGUGCCAGAAUGGAGCCACGUGCGUGGAUAUUGUGGACGGUUUCACGUGCACAUGCGCCGGUGGAUAUGCAGGGGAUUUUUGCGAAACAGACAUAGAUGAAUGCGAAAAUCACGUGUGUCAGAAUGGAGCCACGUGCGUGGAUAUUGUGGACGGUUUCACGUGCACAUGCGCCGGUGGAUAUGCAGGGGAUUUAUGCGAAACAGACAUAGAUGAAUGCGAAAAACACGUGUGCCAGAAUGGAGCCACGUGCGUGGAUAUUGUUGACGGUUUCACGUGCACAUGCGCCGGUGGAUAUGCAGGGGAUUUUUGCGAAACAGAUGUCGAUGAAUGUUCUUCGAACCCGUGCCUUAAUAAAGGAACUUGUGUGGACGAAACUAAUCGGUUUAAAUGUGUAUGCGCAGAUGGCUUCACAAGACCGACGUGUACACCACAAGUUUUGGGCUGUCCUGAACCGGAUGCGCCGACAUACGGAUUCGUUAAUACGUCAGCAGGGCUAGAGGUCGGCAACAUCAUAAACUACACGUGUGUGGAGGGAUAUGGGCUGCUCGGGAUGUCACAGAGAACCUGCCUAGCGAAUCUCACUUGGAGCGGCGCUAUACCUUAUUGCUUGAUAGAAUGUCCACAACUGCACAUUCCAAAUGGUGCGGCAGACACGUCCGCAGGUCGGCACGCGGGUUCCACAGCAGUGUUUAUGUGUACAGUUGGUUACACAUUGAGUGUUAAUUCCAAGCUUGUUUGUGAGUUGACAGGUUUCUGGAAAGGAGUAAAACCCACAUGCAAUCCCGUCUGGAUGUGGGCUGUAGUGAUUACUAUACUAGUCCUUAUGUUAUUUGUGUCAGUUGUUACCAUAAUCUGCCUUGCAAAUACUCACUGUACAUACCAGCUCAGGCCAAGAUUUGAAGCUGAGCAAUUAAGAGACAAACGUCGUCGAAAACACAUAAAAUACAUUGUCAUUCUGAAUAACGAUGGUGAAGAGGCGCGUGAUGGCCCACCGAAACCCAGAUUUCAAUUACGAACAAUUGAACCUCAUUGAACAAAUCUUCAUUAUAAAUAUUACCAAUUAACUGUUUGUACGUGAGCUCAGACUUUUGAGAUGAACAGACCAGUAACCUCUACAUCCCGCCAUUUUAGUCAUAUUGCCAAUCGACACUUAAGUUUGCGUGAUAUAUUUCCAUAUUCCAAGCAGCUCGCCAUACGGUGUGUUGUUAAAAUAGACUGUAUAUGAUAAUCGUGUCGUAAAACAAGUUCAAUGGCUUUAGCUGCAUGACGACGAUCUUCACUUACGUUUUGUAUGUCGCAGACAGCAUUAUAACGUUGUUUCUAUAUUCGAGGUAUAUUGAUAUAAACAUAAAAUUGUUCACAGUUCGAAAAAAAUAGUCUUUGAAAAAAAUACAGAUUUGAAAAAGUAGGAAUAUAUUAUAUUGAGUAAAGCACGCGCUCGUGACGAAAAUUUCUCAUACAAUUUUUUGCUAAUAUCCUCCAAAAGUGUUUCAUCUGCAAAGUACGUAAUAUGGAUUGCUACUUGUGCUUUACAAAUAAACUUAAUAAUAAAGUUAAAAGUUAUAUAUACAGUAGUUUUGGGGCAUUAUAUACCUCAGGAAUAUAUUUAAUUAAAAAAAUCGACAUUUUCUGCGUUCAUAAAUGAGAAAUAUGUGUCUGAAAUUUAUUGAACGAACGAAAUUCGGAAGAAAAUAUCCUUAAAAGGCCGUGAAUAUCCGUGUCGUGAAAGCACUUUUUGUGCUUUCUGUUUGCUGGUAUAUAAAGGGAAGCUUGUGCAUGUGUUAGUGACAUUUCCCGCUGAUUACGCGCUGUACGAAUAAACAAAGAGGACAUAAAAGAGAUUUACAAUUGUUAAUCGGAUUACAGCAAUAUUGUGCAAUUCAACAGUGCUGCUCGCGUUGCUGUGGCGUUCAGUAUUAAUAGUUCUCAAGGUUUAAGCGCAUUGGUCAUGUUAUUGAAUGUUAUAGGGCUUCAUUAGAGAAUUGCUGAAGGAGCGGAAGGCUUCGAUACAGGUUAGCAUCAGAUGGACCUCAUUAGGCUCAGGUUUGGUGAGAGCAACCUCAGGUAGGUUGUUUACAGGAAGACGCGCUCAGUCAAGUUAACCGUUUACAGGAAUUGGAACAAUCACAUAUUUAAAUUGUUCCUUCGGUUCGCACAUCACUUAUUGAUUGCUUACGAAUAUGCAGUCAUCACGCCAGACCUGAAAUAUCGGGUUGCAAUGUUCGCACACUGACCGAAUGAUUUACAACCCAACCUUUACAAUGAGCACCGCAUAGAAGGCCUGGAGGUGAAUUCUAUGACUUGAGAUGUGACGUCACUGUGGCGUCACUGCCGUUGUCGAUCUCUCUGUGGAUUCGUAACCAAACUUCACAAAUGUGCUUACGAUUUAUAUAAUGCGUUUAUUAAGAUGUCAAGAUCAUCUCAACUUUCACGAUUGAUUUUUAAAUUUGAUUUUCAAUCACACCAAGUUUAUAUUAUGUUAUUAAACAUAUGAUAAAUUUCAA